CCCCGUGCGGCGGGAACUAUUUCGCGACGUGCGAAGAAGAGAAAUCCGCAGAAGCCGGCGCUGCUCGCCGCAUCUCCUUUCUCAUUUUGUUGGCUCUCGCGCGCUUCCUCGGAGCUCAAUUCUCUCUGCACGAAGGGAGUCUGUCACCGCUUUCGGCUUCACAGGCGGCCCCGAACAACUGCGUCGCGAAAGCACGUCGCCGCUGAAGCAGUGGGUUGUGUCUGUACGUGUGUGCUUGUGCGCGUGCUGCACGCAACUUUCAUCGGGACGAAGACAUCAGCUAGGUACCUGCGUUUUUUUUUUCUUUGAAUACCGAACACUGCCGAAGUUGCCGCCGCAUUGGAAACAAACGCUACCAUUCUUUCCCAAAGUUCACUCUCGGCAACGAGGAUUACAGUGCGCGGUUCUUCUUGAAACGUUUCAUCCGGUCUAGCUGCUGCCAGCUCGUCUUCCCGCGGACACAACGGAUUUUUCGGCGCGAAGAAGCCACUUUUGUCUUUGUACAUUUCCGCUAUCUUCUGAUGAGUGAGCGCGAACCUCUGAAUCCUCUAACAAACUGUGUGGUCUGAGCACCGGUGACCAAAUGACCUACGGCUGGACGCUUCAGAUAUGUUCGCGACCCAGUUCGUGAAAGACACAAAUGGAAUGCCGGCAGAUGAAGGCGCGUAGGUAAAGAAGCUCGUCUAGGCUGCAAUCGAAUAAAAAGGAGGUCUGCGUGGUCAUAUAGAGGAAGGAAAGAGAAAAGCAACACUCUGGUGUCCUCCCGCGCAUAUCGCUGGGUGUCGAUUGGGGACACGUAGGGAAAGGGUGCCUGCGUAACUGCUUCCUCUCUGCUUUCGUGAUGUGCUGACGCGAAGAGCGCAGGAAGAGUGGCUAGAGCGAGAUAUCGGACCCGAAUGGGUCCUGGGGAGGGCGUGGGUACUUUGGUUGUGCCGUGCGCGAUGGGAACGCUGUCUUCAGCGACGCACAGCGUCGCCGCCACCUUCUCUGGAUAUCUGUGCCGCUCGACGACAACAAUGCGUGGACCUACGUCGUCGAACUGGCGUCGGCGCCGUUCGCUACGGAUAACGAGAACCGCCGCAACCGUCGCCCUGACUGUGCUGGUGGUCCUCCUCUCAUGUGCACCAGGUGUGUCGUCGAUUCAUUCGAGAGCUACUUCCAAGCGUCUGAUCGUGCGUGAGGGCCACCAGACGGAGCUGCCAUGUGACCUGCGGGACGCACUCUCCAACGACUCGCUGGCCUUCGUGCACUGGUACCACACGGCGGAGCGGGAGUCGCACGGUUCCGGGGGCGCGGGCUCCUCGCUGGGAUACGGGUUCCGCGCGGCGGCCGCGAGCCGUGAGCCCAUCUACACGGUGGACUUCGGGCCGGACCCGACGCUCAGCAGGGAGGCCGCCGCCAGUGGAGCCGCGGGAGGCACCAUGACUGCCGGCGCAACAGGCACUACGGGGGGACGAGGGAACAACUUGUUACAGGUGAACCGCUCAGCGGGGCAUGGCUGGGUUGGGCGGGCCUACUUUUCCAUCAUCGGCCACCCGGCCAGCCUCAAGGUGAACAGCGUGCGCUUCGAGGACGCCGGCCUAUACACGUGCACAGCCGUGUUCCGCGAUGGCGCCCGUAGAAACUCUACGGUGCGGCUUCACGUCGUCGCGCCCCCCGAGCCUCCGGUAAUACGAGACGGUGAAGGCAACGAACUUCGAGGCACCAUCGGCCCGUUCAACGAAGGCAGCACGCUGGCACUGGUGUGCGUUGUCUAUGGUGGCAAGCCCAAGCCGACGCUCGUGUGGAGCGGUAUGCCGGACGGAAUGAUGGCCGAAGUGCGUCCGUCUUUCGAAGCACAACUCAGCACCUCGACUCUACUCAUCCACUCCCUGAGGAGGGAAGACCUGCGCGCGACUCUGUACUGCACUGCAUCAAACAACAUAUCCUCGCCAGCCGACACUUCCGUCACGCUCGACCUCAACCUGCGUCCCACGUCGGUGAAGAUCAGGCGCGGCGACAUCCCAAUCUCGGCGGGCCUCCCCGCUGAAAUCGUAUGCGAAGUGUGGGGUUCGCGACCACCGCCCGUGGUCACGUGGUGGAAAGGCCUGCGCCAGCUAAACCACACCUUCGUGUACGUGUCAACGGACGGCAACAUGACCACGAGUGUGGUGUCCUUCACUCCCUCGAAUGACGACCACGGCUCCAGUCUCGCUUGCCGAGCCAAGAAUCCGGCCAUGGCAGACAGUGUGGAAGAGGACACGUGGACGAUGGACGUGCAGUACAAGCCUAGGAUCUCGCUCCAGCUGGGCACCAAGCUAAGCCUUGAGAACAUCCAGGAGAACAACGACGUGUACCUGGAGUGCCGCGCGGACGCCAAUCCGCCGGUGGACGAAGUGGCCUGGCAGUUCAACGGCGACGAGUUGCAGGCUUCAGAGAACGUGCUUGUCUCCAAAAACUUCCUCGUCAUCCAGCGAGUGCAGACGCACCACUCGGGCCUCUACUCAUGCAGCGCCGAGAACUCCGAAGGGCGGACGCAGGGGGAAACGCUACAGCUACGCGUUCAGCACGCACCGCUCUGCAAGGCCAACCAGCACGUGGUGUACGCCGCAUCGCGUCACCAAGAGGUCGAGGUGCACUGCGAGGUCGAAGCAGACCCGAGCAAUGUCACCUUCGAGUGGCGCUUCAACAGCACGCUGCAACAGCGGCCCCUCAAGAGCUUCUGGGCUCAGGGGACGCGCAGUGUCGCUCGGUACAUCCCUCACAGUCAUACGGAGUACGGGACGCUGCUGUGUACCGCGUCCAACCGUAUCGGCAAGCAGCGACAGCCAUGCCUCUUCCAUGUCGUCCAGGCAGGACCUCCAGGCCCCGUAGAAAACUGUUCCAUCACGAACCAGACGGAGGGAUCAUUGCACCUCGAAUGCCAGGCAGGCUCGGACGGACACCUUCCUGCGCACUUUGUGCUCUCCGUGCACGACGCACUUACAGCCACAGUGUCGGCCAAUUUCACGGCCGAUAAACCAGAUUUCUGGGUCCACGAUCUUCUUCCUGGUGUGGAAUACUUUCUCGUGGUUUCCGCCGUGAACGAGCGUGGCCGGAGUCCAGAGCUCACAAUCCUGCCGCCGAUAAUGCCCCUCGUGGGAAAGCUUACCAAGUCUGGAAGCGCAGCUAAGAUCUACUCGAGCGCACUUCUCGUGACGGUGAUCGCGGCCGUGGCGCUUCUGUGCCUUCUACCUCUGAUCGUGCUUGGAGCAGUCAAACUGAAAGGGCGACGCUUCUUCAGCAAGAGUCGAGAGGCCAAGAAGGAUGUAACGGACGAAGACGCAUGUCCUUCAACCACAGCUGCCAGUCCUCAGGAAGCCACGCAACUGCAGAUAUCCUCAAUCUACCCCAAGGAAGACAACCAAGUUUGGAUUGUCAAGAAGAGCACCGGCCUAUGAGCCUCAACCACCACAGUCUCCACAGUGACCAAGCCGUUCCCGCUCUCUACAACAGCGUCAGCAUGAUGCCGGAACCAGUGGUCGUUAAUCCCACCGACUUAUUUUGUGUGGGUCGUCGUAUCAGCAAUCAACUAUUGAAGAAUUAAAGUAAGGAAGCAGCGUUCUGUCGAGAAGACGACCAAUGGAAGCACCCUCCAAAUGCUCGACUGGUCGAGUCUUUUACGUGAACAAAGUUUGUUUCUACAAUUUUCUCUCACCUUAAAUGUUUAAAUUUGCAUCUGGUUUCUGGACUACUGUGAUAGCAAACAACAUAAAAAAGUGAUGGUCAGUGGAAUGGCGAACGAAAGCCGUUGUUCUUCGAGAGCAACUGGGCGGUGAUGUGACCUGUGCAGUUUUCUGAACGUAAGCGCGAGCAUUUUCACUUAGAUCUCCUCGACAGCGAACGCUGUUCAGCGGAAAACAAGUGCGAGCAAGUAUAGCGAGUGUCAUGACUAGGAGCAGUCUUCUGUUCUCGAGCCAGUUGGCAGUUAGUAAUUCAGGAUAUGUUAUGUUACAGUGUGUCUAAGUCGCGUGAUUGCGCAUUGUUAAGGCUUCAGAUGUGUGCGUAUCGGAUUUCUUCGGCCGCCAGCAACAAAUACACUCACCUUGUGCAUCUCAGGAGUACCGAGACUUGGACGUGCUGAUUGGUGCAUAAGACAAGCGAAUCGUGUACAUAAGUGAAACUUUACAAAUGGUGGCUGUGAGUGGUGAAAAACUCCCCUUGACUUUCUGCAUGUUCAUAGCUCUCGUGACCUCAGGCUCAACAAGAGAGGAAGACGUGGGAAUUCGUACCGACGGGUGCUGCUAGCUGCAACACGUAUCAGACGCUGCGUCAUAUCGAGAAGAAAUGAGCAAAUGAAGUAGAGAGAAAUUAAAAAAGAAGCAGGUGAACACAAGCAGCAAAAAGGAAAGAUCAAGGACGCCGACAGGAGGGGCUGGAGUUGUCUGGAGUGCGUUCACCAUGGAUCGGUCAGAAAGAAGUGUUAGCACCUUGCGAGUGUCGCGUCGUUGAUCUUGUACUUUUGACGACUAUCCCGGAGAUGUUAUUUUUCUAUGCCCCACGGUCUACCCCACCGACCCUCUUCUAGCCCCGAACCCUAAUCACUCUAUCUCGCCGCUAUCUCUGGUUCUCUGCAUAAUUACCCUGGAACCAUUCGGGCGUCUCCUGUGUACAUAGAGUCACUGCGUUGACACUUCGCGUUAUACAAAGGACAAUGGGGUGGUUAUCCCCAUCACAUUAUUCUUCUUGUUACACCAGUGCCCUUCUUUUUAGAUCGUUUGAAGGGCCCGGCACAAAUUGAAGCUUCGAGAGGCGAGAACACAUCGAUGAGUGCGCGAAAGUUAGGAGCGCGCAUUCGGAAGAAUACACGUUUUCGCGGGCCACACGGGCUGUUCUUUUGUCACCGACGCACCUGUGUAAUCUACACUAAACAUUACCGCGUGAAAUGUGCCAUACGUUCUCUCCCUUAUUUUUGUGCUUGUUCUCUUGUUUUCUGUUGGUCUUUUGUUUUCCCAAAAUG
This is a messenger RNA of Dermacentor silvarum, 4978 nucleotides long. RefSeq names its product hemicentin-2. NCBI's taxonomy places the organism in Eukaryota, Metazoa, Arthropoda, Arachnida, Ixodida, Ixodidae. The coding region runs from base 897 to 3419 and encodes 840 amino acids. The transcript has 13 exons. The record is from RefSeq and is a predicted model, not a curated record. Gene Ontology annotation, molecular function: protein binding.